AAGUAAUGGCCGGGGCUAUGACGGGGAGGGUAGCAACAGUUGCCCCGGUGAAGGCAGGCAAAGGCGCCAUAGUCACCGUAGUCCUGGCGACAAGAGCCAAGCAACGGGAGUCAACAACAACAACCUAAAAUCUGAGGAAUAAAUUUGAACAACUUUAAAGGACAAAUCUGGGAUAAAAUAGAAACGAGUGCCUCAAACCCUUAGUUGCUAUGGCAACUUCUGGAUACUCAGAAGACCUUCAGCCUCAGCAGACCAACACAGUAACCAUAGCAACGCCUGCUUCCACCACACCCUCGUCUUCAAAGUCGGCGCACUUCCUGUCAGACAUCCCGCCGACCUCAGGAACCAUCACAUCGGUAAACCAAUCAGCCGCCGCCUCGAAAACAGGACAGGAUGCACUUUGUUCUCAAGCCACACCCACCCAGGCCCAGAGCCAGAAGGCAGCGGUUCUGCCCGCCCCCGCACAACGCUACGUAAGCCCUGAAAUCCAGGCCUCUGCAGUCCAGAAGAGUAACGGUCAGAGCAACUCGCCACAGUUCAUCAUAGUGACUGUGACAGAUGACUCCGUUCACUCCAAUGACAGUCUGUCAGACUCCAGUCCACCUGCCCCAAGUGUUCCUGCUCAGGUGGUCCAACCAGUGCAGACCAACACACAGAGGUCAGUGUUGCAAGCAGCCAAGAGGAUUCAGACGGGUCAUAUCAACAGCUUGCAGCACAUCAACCAAGAGGUGGAGCAUGUGUACACAGGCCAGGUGCAGUAUGUGGACGGAGGAGAACCAGCGUUUACUACAUCCAACAUUCGAUCCAGCAGCUACCCUUUCUCCGACUCGCCCAUCUUCUCCCAGACUCCUCCCGCCUCCUCGUCUGCCUACUACGAGGCCACGCCCAGCUCAGAGUCUGACCUCAGUGGCACUCUGACCUCGCAGUCGGUUUCUGUGACAACAGCGGGAGCCAAUAGCGGAGCAGCUGCAGGUGGAGGAGGCUUUGUCAUUCAGGGAGGUUAUGUGUUAGGUGGAGGAGCAGGAGGAGGAGGAGGAGGAGGACAGAGUUACUCCAGUCCUAACUCUCGUGCUCCGCCUGCUACAGUUCAAUGGUUGUGUGAUAACUACGAGGGAGCUGAGGGGGUGAGUCUUCCCCGCUGCACCCUCUACUACCACUACCUGCUGCACUGCCAGGAGCAGAAACUGGAACCUGUUAAUGCUGCAUCCUUUGGGAAACUCAUCAGGUCUGUGUUCAUGGGGCUACGCACACGGAGAUUAGGAACCAGAGGGAACUCUAAGUACCACUACUACGGUCUGAGGAUCAAGUCAGGCUCCCCUCUUCUCAGACUGAUAGACGAUCAACAGCACAUGGCCAUGAGGCAGCAGCCUUUCUCACAGAAAAACAGGAUAAAGCCGGCUCAGAAGACACAGGGGAUCAGCAAUGGGACACCAGGUGGGAUGGCUCAGCAGCAGGCAGGAGCACUCUGUGACAUUUCAGCCCAGGUUCAACAGUAUCAGCAGUUCCUCGAGGCCUCCAGGGCACUGCCAGACUUUGUGGACAUUGAUCUGCAAGAUCAGACCUUACCUGAUGGGAUUCUUUUGGAACACCUGAAGGCCUUUCAGACGCUCUACAGAGAACACUGUGAGGCCAUAAUGGACGUGAUGGUCAACCUUCAGUUCACUCUUGUGGAGACACUGUGGAAAUCCUUCUGGAGGUUCAGCCAGCUCAACGACGCAGAAUCACUCAACCUGCACAAUGAGUCCGAGAAGCGUUUACCCAAAGCGUGUCUGGUGGUGCUGUGUAAGUUUGAGCCCGUGCUGCAGUGGACAAAAGAGUGCGACAACCUGCUCUACCAGACUCUGGUGGAAAUCCUCAUCUCUGAUGUUCUGAGACCCAUCCCCAGUGCCUUAACUCAGGCCAUCCGAAACUUUGCCAAAAGCCUGGAGAGUUGGUUGUCUGGCGCCAUGAUGAACAUCCCUGAGGAGAUGGUUCGCAUCAAGGUGGUGUGUGUAUGCUCCUUCUCUCAAACCCUGCGCCGCUACACCAGUCUGAACCACCUGGCUCAAGCGGCCCGCGCCGUCCUCCAGAACUCGGCCCAGAUCAACCAGAUGCUUUCAGACCUCAACCGCGUGGAUUUCACUAAUGUACAGGAGCAGGCCUCCUGGGUGUGUCAGUGUGAAGACCAUGUGGUCCAGAGGAUAGAGCAGGACUUUAAAAUGACUCUGCAGCAGCAGAACUCUCUGGAGCAGUGGGCCACCUGGCUGGAUGGGGUGGUCUCUCAGGCCUUAAAGCCAUACGAACACAACGCUGUCGCUCUACCAAAGGCUGCCAAAGUCUUCUUACUUAACUGGUCCUUCUACAGCUCCAUGGUAAUCCGGGACCUGACUCUACGCAGUGCUGCCAGCUUUGGUUCCUUUCACCUGAUCCGCCUGCUCUAUGACGAGUAUAUGUACUACCUGAUAGAACACAGGGUGGCCGAGGCUAAAGGAGUGACACCCAUCGCAGUCAUGGGAGAAUUUGCGAGCACAAUCAAGAGCCGGAUCUCUCCUGACAUGGAGAAAGAUGAGGAAGAGGAUGAUGAUGAAGAGGACAGCGAAGAGGAGACAGGAGAUCUGGUGCUGCAGUCCGGCUCUCUGAGUGUUGUCGGCGAGGAGAAGGAUCCGAUGGAGCCGCCUGCCAAGCAGCCCAGGAAAAGUUUAAAUCUUCUCUCUCUGACGGAGAGCCACGGCACACCUUAAACCCUUUAUAUACGUAUAUCUACGAGCUUACACGCACACUUUGCUUUAAAGUUAACAUCAUGCCAUCCAAUUCAAUCAACCUGUGUAUGCUUCUCAUUUGUCAACAGAUCGUUUGGUGAGUGAGUGAGUGAGUGAAUGAGUGUGUGUGAGUUUGUGUGUGUGUGUGUGUGUGUGUGUGUGUGUGUGUGUGUGUGUGUGUGUGUGUGUGUGUGUGUGUGUGUGUGUGUGUGUUUGGGGUUGUGUUUAGUAGGAGAGCCUCUUUGCCAAUUUUUGUGCUGCCAUUUAGCGUUCACCUGAUCCUUCACAGCCCUUCCUUCCGUGUUCCCUGUGCCUACCUGUCCACCCAGUGUCAGUAGUCGCUCCCGUCCAGCUAAAGCUCUAUAAAAAUAUAUCAUCCUGAAUCCUCCCCUGCCCCGCCUUAACCACUGACCUGAGUGCUGUAAAGAGAUGUCCUUCAUCAUACUCUGUCAUUCACCUUGCCUUUUAAAGCUUUAACUAUGCAGGGGGAGCUGGACUGGAGUGAAAUACACUCUGGGAUGAUCCUGCACCGUGUUGUUGGUAGGUGGAUGUUAAUUUACAGGAAUAUGCCAUACUUUGCUUUUGUACUUGUUUCUCUUCCUCUUGUGUCUGAGCGUUUCACAGAUACCCCGUGCCUUUGAGAGAUUACAAGCCUGAAAAAAAAAUCUGUAUUCUAUCUAUGACGUAUUGGUGGAUGAAUAAAUGAUGCUCCUGUGAAGUACAGUAGUCUUUACGCAUAUUAUUCAAGACCUGAGAUGGUGACAGUCGAGCCGUGUUGUGGAGGAUCUGCUCAGUUUGCUGUUCCUCAGUCAUCCACCCCAUUUUCUAUUCUUUAAGGCAAGGGUUCCCAAAGUGUGGAUCGGGACCCCCUGGGGAGUCACGAUACACAAAUGGGGGGUCGUGAGAUGUCUUCCAGAAUUCUUUUUUUAAAAGUUAUCUAAAUAUAGUACAUUUUACCCAUUAUUUAAAAUAAUAUCGACAAAAAUGAAAGCCUCUGUACAUGGGGCACAUGAUAACCAUUAGGCUUAACUGGCACUCCAUACAAUUUCAACAUGUGUAAGGUUAAACAUCCCUUUGAAAUAUGGCCGACAAAGUCUUAGCCAUUUUGAAACUGAUGAAUCCAGUUCUGAUUUUCUUCCCAGCUGUAUUGAAAGCUUUAACACCUCAAAGAGAAUUAUUUUUUUAAAGUUAUCUAAAUAAAGUACAUUUUACCCAUUAUUUAUUUAUUAAUUAGGUAUGUAAAUUUCAAGUAUUUUCCGUGAUCGAUCUUUGUAAAUGUUAACGAUCAAUUAUUGAUUAAUCAUUUGAAAAAGCGUAAAAGUUUUCCAUGUCAAAAACUAUACCAAAUGCGUUUUUUCCCCUGAAUCACAUUUUCCUUCACAACGCAAUGUAUAUAACUGACAGUAUUGAAUAUCUACGGAUCGUAUUGAGAUGUUCUAAAUGUUAAACACGCUGAAUAUGAACGUGUGGAGCAGGCUCAUAAUCUCAGCGGACAUAAAGUCAUAAAAGUGAAGGCUCAGACUUCAACAAGGGAACUGAACAGAAACAUAUUUCACUUUUCUGUCUACUCGUUCUUGUUGAGAACAAUAAGCAUGUGAACGUGGUCAGGUGUCAGCCGGGAGCACAACCGGGUCAUAAUCAGUCCAGGGGCGUUUAAUCGAUAGUCAAUUAAUUGUUGACUUCCCCAACAAAAAUAGUAGCUAAAUUUGAAAUAAAACCUUCGAAAUAGAAAAUGUAAUGAGCUUUCUGCCUUUCUUUUUCCAGAUGACUCCUUUAGUUUAGUUUAGGAUCAGUGAACAGUUAAUUAUCAAAGCAUCAGUAGCAGCAAGUUAAUACAUAACAGCACAGGAAACACAGACACAUGCUCAUAUAGGUAGGGUCAUUUUCUGCAGACCAGCUAAAUGAAGCCACAUUAAAUCACUUUGAGGGACAGUGGGGGUUGCAAGUUUUUGGCAUCUAUAUUUUUGGGGGUCGCGGGCUGAAAAGUUUGGGAACCCCUGCCUUAAGGCUUCAAUCUCUCUUGUUGAUACAUGUCACCCCUCCAUGCAGCUUCAGAGCUGAACACCCAAAGCUUAUCCCAUCCUAUCAGCUGCACUCAUCAGCUUCCAUGUGUACCAGCCACAGCUCUCUAACUUUUUGUAGUGUUAAAGAUUUUUCUUUCUGGAAAUUGAUGUUGAAUAUUUUGUAGAUCAGCCUAUAUAAUGUACCUUUUGUCAACAGAGUCCAAAGUAUUUGUAUGUUGUUGAACCAUUAUUGCCUUAAGAAACAUGUUAUUGUGUGUGUCCACUGUCCCCACGACUGAGCUUUAUUUUUAUUGUGAUUAUGGACCUGGGAUGAGAAUUCAGAGACUUCAAAAAUGACAUAAGUAGAUAUUGAUUUUAUGGAAUAUGUGACUUUAAAAAUUAGAGAAAAAUUAACAUAUUUCAGUUUUUAGUUGGAUGACCUGCAGGAUAGUCAGACUCCCCAAAGCCCACCAAAGACCCCUCAAUAUAAGAUAAGAGAGUAGAUUUAAAUUUAUGUCAAGGACAGAAAACUGAAUCUGACUUGACAAAUAAAACCAUGUUUUAACCACUGAUUCAUUAUUGUGAAGAAACAUGACUUGGAUCUGUCCUGAGCUUGUGCUGCUGAACCUUUUGUAAUUGAGCUCCUCUUUGUGUGAUAAAGACCUUUGUACUUGUGA
Messenger RNA from Notolabrus celidotus (New Zealand spotty), 5418 nucleotides. It is a transcript of the gene rfx1b, whose product is annotated as regulatory factor X, 1b (influences HLA class II expression). Gene Ontology annotation, biological process: regulation of transcription by RNA polymerase II. Bases 210 to 2720 code for a protein of 836 amino acids. Gene Ontology annotation, molecular function: DNA-binding transcription factor activity, RNA polymerase II-specific; RNA polymerase II cis-regulatory region sequence-specific DNA binding. Gene Ontology annotation, cellular component: nucleus. The record is from RefSeq and is a predicted model, not a curated record. NCBI's taxonomy places the organism in Eukaryota, Metazoa, Chordata, Actinopteri, Labriformes, Labridae. The transcript is spliced from 18 exons.